UCCGGUGCUCCGAUGAAGAAGAUAAUUGCCAUCGCCGGCAUGAUGCUGGCUACUGUGUUCAUUGCGGGGGCCCAGCAAGAGGCGGGAGGCUGCAUUGUGGAGACAUCCGACGUUCCCGGUGCCUCGAAUCCCUGCAUCUGCUCCCAGAACUGCGCCUGCGCCGUUAAGUGCAUCCUGAAUGCCGGCGACGGCGCGGAUGACGUCCAGACCUGCUUCGUCGAGUGUGUGCUGAAGAAUGGCUGCGGAGACUGCCCAGGACCCUGGACAAGACCCCUCCCGACCACCUUGUACAAGACCCUGAGGCUGAAGCUGACGAGGCCUAAGGCCUCGAAGACACCUCAAGGGCGGGAGACGCUUCACGUCUUCUUCGACGUGGAGCCCCGCGGCAUGGACACGCCCGUGAUUGAGGUGUACUUGAAUAUGCCCGGGGGAAAAGAGUUGAGUGACAAGUCCGAGCACCACCUGCAUACCUUCCUUGCGACGCCAAACGACAAGGGGGUAAUCAGGGACAUACGCGACGUGCUGUGGAAAAUCGGAGCGGACGGCGACGAGACGGUUGAGGUGUUGUUCGUGCCCAAGGCCUGGGGAGAAAUGGUUACUAUAACCAGUGUCAAGAUCAAGUAGAUGAUUCUGGUGCAGGUCGUCCGUAUACUCUAUAUUUGUAACAGUCGCGGUGUGUGUCCUCCGUUUGUUUAACUACCGUAUUUGCACAAAUAAAGAACAACCAUAUGUGUACAGUGCAAAAAUAAAUCUCUAUUCA
This is a messenger RNA of Triticum urartu, 760 nucleotides long. RefSeq lists its product as uncharacterized. Gene Ontology annotation, molecular function: catechol oxidase activity. The record is from RefSeq and is a predicted model, not a curated record. Lineage: Eukaryota; Viridiplantae; Streptophyta; Magnoliopsida; Poales; Poaceae.